This is a messenger RNA of Lipotes vexillifer (Yangtze River dolphin), 770 nucleotides long. It is a transcript of the gene GAMT, whose product is annotated as guanidinoacetate N-methyltransferase. Bases 60 to 770 code for a protein of 236 amino acids. Gene Ontology annotation, molecular function: guanidinoacetate N-methyltransferase activity. Gene Ontology annotation, cellular component: nucleus; cytoplasm. Lineage: Eukaryota; Metazoa; Chordata; Mammalia; Artiodactyla; Lipotidae. Gene Ontology annotation, biological process: creatine biosynthetic process. The transcript has 6 exons. The record is from RefSeq and is a predicted model, not a curated record.
CUGCAGGGACGCGGCCGUUCCCCUCCCCAGCUCCCGGGGCGCGCCGUCCAGCCCGCAGCAUGAGCGCCCCCGCCGCGACCCCUAUCUUCGCACCCGGAGAGAACUGCAGCCCCGCGUGGCGGGCGGCGUCCGCGGCUUACGACGCGUCGGACACGCACCUGCAGAUCCUGGGCAAGCCGGUGAUGGAGCGCUGGGAGACCCCCUACAUGCACGCGCUGGCGGCCGCCGCCGCCUCCAGAGGGGGCCGGGUGUUGGAGGUGGGCUUUGGCAUGGCCAUCGCAGCUACGAAGGUGCAGGAGGCCCCCAUCGACGAGCACUGGGUCAUCGAGUGCAAUGAGGGCGUCUUCCAGCGGCUCCAAGACUGGGCCCCGCGGCAGCAGCACAAGGUGGUUCCCUUGAAAGGCCUGUGGGAGGAGGUGGCACCCACCCUGCCAGACAGUCACUUCGAUGGGAUCCUGUAUGACACGUACCCGCUGUCUGAGGAGACCUGGCACACGCACCAGUUCAACUUCAUUCGGGACCAUGCCUUCCGCCUGCUGAAGCCGGGGGGCGUCCUUACCUACUGCAACCUCACCUCCUGGGGGGAGCUGAUGAAGUCCAAGUACUCGGACAUCACCACCAUGUUCGAGGAGACACAGGUGCCAGCCCUGCUGGAAGCAGGCUUCCGGCCAGAGAACAUCCACACACAGGUCAUGGAGCUGGUCCCACCGGCCGACUGCCGCUAUUACGCCUUCCCGCAGAUGAUCACGCCCCUGGUCACCAAGCACUGA